Branchiostoma floridae (Florida lancelet) is the source of this 2663-nucleotide messenger RNA. RefSeq lists its product as uncharacterized. The record is from RefSeq and is a predicted model, not a curated record. The transcript is spliced from 5 exons. Bases 207 to 1799 code for a protein of 530 amino acids. Lineage: Eukaryota; Metazoa; Chordata; Leptocardii; Amphioxiformes; Branchiostomatidae.
UAUCAGUGACAAUCCGUCAGCGACAGAAGCAAGACGUUUUGUUUCUUUUCCCCUGUGUUUCUCGAGACAACUUGUGCGAUAUUUUGGUCAGGAGUUGCCAGCGAAGAGUUGGGUUUUCCGUGAGAAGCCCUGGUAUUUCAGUUUAUUUGCCAAGACGUGAGAGUCUUGAAGUUACGUUUGUGUAUCGAAGUGACGAGAGUGGAAAUAUGCAAACCGCUAGAGCGGCGCUAGGCGUCGCCUUGCGGGUCUGUCCCAGAACUGCAGUGUCCACCUACACUAGACCAGCCGCAGGUAUGGUGCUUGUGCACACUUCACCACCGCGCCCUAGCGGUUCCCAACAGAACUGCCUCCGUCCGGACAUGCCGUACAAGACCGGCCAUGCGGACUGGAGCGGUCUGGACCUGGGGCUCUUCAUCGGGGCGGGCGUCCUUGUCACUGCCGGGCUGUAUGAGCACAAAAGAUCUCUGGCCACGCACACACCGUCCGAAGUACCACCUUUCGAAGGUGCAGGUGUUCAGUACGUCCCGUCAGUAAACAGUCAGUACACGGGCCUGAACCUGGUAUCGCUGGCGCCGCAGACCCCGGCCGGGGUGCUGUGCAGGAGCGCCGCCUUUCCUCUCGGAAAGAACGACAGGAAAGUAGCCGGGAGCGAGGCUAGUGGAGGUGACAAGAAAGACCAGCAAGUCUUCGCCCAGUUUGGUAGGCCUGCUGAAACAAACGAGGAGACUACCUCCACCGAGGAGGCCAACAAGUGCCCACGGGAUGUCUCGGACGAGACGCCGACGGCUGUCGGUCCCGUGAAGAUGCGCGACAAGGCGCUGUCCGCUGUGGAAGACGUCCGUACAGCUUCCACAGAGAGUAAGACGUCUGGAGACGAAGCAGAUGGAAGAGACAUCAAGGAAGUGUUCAACGAUGCUGUGAACAAGAGAGGCACACCACAGUGCUUGCCUGACACAAAGACAAGGGCAGACCACAACGAAGCAGACGUGUCGUCUGAAAAUGACGUCACCGCGUCUGAUGAUGACCAGGGGCCGACGAUAGAGCUGAUGACGUCCAACUCUGACAUCAGCGACCAGAAGUCACCUUCCGCGUGUCCUCUUGGAGGGGGCCAAGUCUCCGAGGGGAACGUCGGGAAGGACCACGACUUCUGUGGGGAUGACGUCACCUCUGACAUCAGCACUGACGUCAUGAACACCUGCAGCCUGCCAAAUCCCGCUGACGGAGAAAACGCGGGAAAUGACGUCAUCAGCAGCUCGGGAGAAACAAGUCCUCGACGCGCUGACUUCACAGAGGCAGAAGUCAUCACAGUCACGGCAUGUCCCGUUCGGCACGAGCUUAGCGCUGCUACACGAGAGGUGAUCGGAUCCACGCCACACGUCACAGACAAGACGGACACUGAGAUCAGCUCGGAACAGUUCCUGUCCGAGGGACAUUUUGACUCCGAGAGCGGCCACCUGUCCCAGCACGUACCCGUGAGUCCCCGGCUGCAGAGGAAACUGAGAUGUGCCGUGUUCUACGCUGAUUGGCGGGAAGACAGCCAGUUCUGUCACCGAGAUGACGUCACGACCGACCAGAAGGUUCGCUUCUCCUGGUUCGGGCAGGAGCAUGACGACGACCUUGAUGACGUCACUGAGGUGAAGGUCUACUGCGCGGUUCUUGAGGGUGUGUGGAGAGAAGAGUGCGGGUUGGUGGAGAAUCACGUGACCAACACGACAGGUGGUGAUGACGACAUGGAGUCAUACUACCCUGGACACGGGCGCAGGAACGGCAUCCAGUCUGGGAACGAGAACUGGGUCUAAAGGGACUUAGCGAAAUUAUAAUCUAACUAAUCAUUUGUAUCUUGUCUUGUUUUUUAGGUAAAGAUUUUAAAAAACAAACGUUAAAAGUAAGUACUCCGAUCUGUAAGACAAACUAUACAAAGCACAUGUACAAAUCAGUAAGGCAACCACUAUGACACUUAAAUGUGAGCAAUGACAGCGAGUCUUACAUUUCACAUUGGCUUUUCAAACCACACCUUCCUUUUUAAGUCGUUAUACAUAACGUUACGUCAUUGAGAGUUAUUGUCCUCUUACAAAAAUGCCAAAUGUCGUGCAGAAAGGGCUGACUUCUAGUGAAAAAAAUUCCUGUUGUCCGCUUGUCGAAGAUUUGUAUAUACAUUACCAACUCCAAACUCUUGUAUAGACUUUGAAGAUAGAUUGAUGAUGAUUAUGAAAACAAACACGUUUUUGCCGCCCGUCAAAGCGCCACCUACAUUUUGGGUCUAGGUAAAAACAUCACUUCUUCUACGUAGUGAGUAGGAUAAGAACAUACAAGUACAUCAUCUGUUUUCCAUCAACAACAGUUUAUCUGCUUAUAUGGAGUAAGGGACUGUCUGACAAUCCUCGCCGUCAAUUAAGAAGCAUUAUGAUCUUUCACCUAACAUCUGCUUGGAGAUUUGGAAUGUUGUCUUGUUUCAGAAUUAGAAGAUAAUUUUCUUUCUUUCUGGAAGGCUACCACGUCCAAAGGCAAAUUUGAAUCCUGUUUUUAGGACCAGCAAUGAUAGGACAUCUAUGUAGACUGUUGUCUUAGCUUUGUCUUGCAUUGUACCCAUAACAAGUGUUAUGCAAUAACGUUUGACCUGACUGUAACUUGUCAUACAUAUUAGGAUUUACACAAAUAAAAAA